Molecule: messenger RNA, 414 nt
Organism: Prosopis cineraria
Lineage: Eukaryota; Viridiplantae; Streptophyta; Magnoliopsida; Fabales; Fabaceae
Product: mediator of RNA polymerase II transcription subunit 21-like
Exons: 4
Coding region: 1-414 (137 amino acids)
Biological process (GO): regulation of transcription by RNA polymerase II
Cellular component (GO): mediator complex
Molecular function (GO): transcription coregulator activity
Source: RefSeq, a predicted model, not a curated record
AUGGAUAUCAUCUCUCAACUACAAGAACAAGUUAACUUGAUUGCCCAUCUUGCUUUUAAUACCAUUGGGACAUUUCAAAGUGACGCUCCUCAUAAUCGGCUGCCACCAAAUUACCCUGAACCACCUGCACAUCCUACAGAGGAUGCAACAAAUUUUGCAGAACAGCCCAAGCUUAUGAGUGCUGUGUUGGUAAAGGCUGCAAAGCAGUUUGAUGCAUUAGUUGCUGCGCUUCCUGUAUCUGAGGGAGGGGAAGAAGAACAUCUUAGGAGGAUUGCCGAAUUACAGGCUGAAAAGGAUGUAAUACGCCAAGAACCUCAGAAGCAAUUGGAAGCUGCAGAGAAGGAAUUAAAUCAGGUGCAGAAGUUAUUUAGGCAAGCAUCAGAUAAUUGCUUGAACUUGAAGAAACCAGAUUAA